ACCUAUCAAGCCUCGAGACAUUCACCUCCGGCUUUCAACUCAGGAUUGGCUGGGGAUAGGGUUUGGGUUUUUCGGGGGCCAACGCAACCGCGAGGCGACUAUUCAAUUUUAGACAUUUGACGUCUCGAGUUGCUGGCGAGGCUCAGCCCAAAAAGGCGUUGGCAGGUGCAGCGAGUGCAGUGGAAACUUGCGGCACGCAUAUGUGGCACAAGGAAGCACCAAGAAAGUCGGGAGGAUGAGGAUGCCUGGGUUUAAAGAUAGCACCUGGGUGGUGGCAUUGGGAGGAUUAGAAAGUUAUGACAGCCCGGGGCAGAGGCAGAAAGCUCGAAGGAUUAGGGCCACUCCAGGCGGCUCAGUGGCAUUAGAAGAACCUAGAUUUUUGCCAGAGAAAGACGCAUCAGCGGAAAAGAGCCAUCAUGUUGGGAAUAGCCUGCGAUCCGCUCCAGCAUACGAGCAUGUACGAGCGCGGCUCAGAUGAUAGCGAAGACAGCGAUGGAGAAGGUGGUCUGGGCAACGUUUCCCGCGUGAUUAUCCGUCCGCCGGGUCAAAGUGGCAAGGCCAAGAGGGGUCACCUCUGUUUCGAUGCUGCCUUCGAGACGGGUAACCUCGGAAAAGCGGAGCUGGUGGGCGAAUUCGAGUACGAUUUGUUCCUUCGGCCGGAUACCUGCAAUCCGCGCUUUCGCUUCUGGUUCAACUUCACGGUGGACAAUGUGAAGCAGGAUCAGCGAGUGCUCUUCCACAUUGUGAACAUCAGCAAGAGCCGGAAUCUCUUCUCCUCGGGACUGACGCCUUUGGUCAAGAGUUCCAGUCGACCCAAAUGGCAGAGGCUGUCCAAGCGUCAGGUGUUCUUCUACCGAUCGGCGAUGCACCAGGGUCAUUAUGUCCUCAGUUUCGCCUUUAUUUUCGACAAGGAGGAGGAUGUCUACCAGUUUGCCCUGGCCUGGCCAUAUAGCUACUCCCGUUUGCAGUCGUAUUUGAAUGUGAUUGAUGCAAGGCAGGGAGCGGAUAAGCGGUUCACGCGAUGUGUCCUCAUCAAGUCGUUGCAAAAUCGCAAUGUGGACCUGCUGACCAUCGACCAUGUGACCGCCAAACAACGCUCUACGAAUCGCCUGGAUCGCAGCUUCAUCCGUGUGAUUGUGAUCCUCUGCAGAACGCAUUCCAGCGAAGCUCCAGCCUCUCAUGUUUGCCAGGGUCUCAUCGAAUUCCUCGUGGGCAAUCAUCCCAUCGCCGGCGUUCUGCGGGAUAACUUUGUCUUUAAGAUUGUGCCGAUGGUGAAUCCGGAUGGGGUGUUCCUGGGCAACAAUCGCUGCAAUCUGAUGGGCCAGGACAUGAAUCGCAAUUGGCACAUUGGAUCGGAGUUUACGCAGCCAGAAUUGCAUGCGGUGAAGGGCAUGCUGAAGGAGUUGGAUAAUUCAGAUGUGAGUAGAAUGUUUAUAGGGGAUCCACAAUCUCUCCAUCUAAAACAUCCUUUUCAGACCUAUCAGAUUGACUUUGUGAUCGAUCUGCACGCCAAUAGCAGCAUGCAUGGUUGUUUUAUCUACGGAAACACCUACGAGGAUGUCUACAGAUACGAGAGGCACCUGGUUUUCCCUCGGCUCUUCGCCAGCAAUGCUCCGGAUUAUGUGGCGGAUCACACGAUGUUCAAUGCGGAUGAGAGGAAGGCGGGCAGCAUGCGGAGAUUCAGUUGCGAGAGACUCAGUGAUACGGUGAAUGCCUACACUCUGGAGGUCUCGAUGGCGGGUCACUACCUCAAGGAUGGCAAGACCAUCUCGCUGUACAACGAAGAUGGAUAUUACCGGGUGGGCAGAAACUUGGCCAGAACCCUUCUACAAUACUAUAGAUUUAUCAACAUCCUGCCCAUGCCGAUCAUCACAGAGGUUCGGGGCAAAAGGCGGGGGCGAAACCGCCAUGCCCACCACUCAAGAUCCCGUUCGAAGACCCGCUACGAGGUGAAGCCCCGACCCAAGACCCCCAGAUGCCACGCCCCCAUUGCCUACACCAAUCUCAGUAUAUGCUAUGAUUCGGGAGGAGGUGGAUCCUCGGACGAGGGUGGCUUCUCACCCACUCGUCCCUUGGCCCCCGGAAGCAGUUGCUUCAGUGGCUAUCGAAAUUACCGGAGGGCGGCAACCGCAAGUUGCUCUCAACACACCGGAAACGAUCAGUAUUCCCCCUUCGCAUUGGGAGCCCUGAAAACGGGCAGUGAUCAUGGCGGAGGAGUUGUGGGUGGUGGUUCCAAGGGCAAGAGAUCGGCGGGGGUCACCAUAGAAGUUCCUUUGCCCGUCAAUGUGCCGCCCAAACCAUAUCUAUCCAUCAUCGAUUUGAAUCAACUGACCCGGGGCAGUCUCAAACUAAAGUCCAAUAGCUUUGAUGCCGCAGACAGGAGAUAGGAUCGAUGAUAUAAUGAUAUAAUAUGGAAAGGAUCCGAGCAGAGUAAUGGGUUGUUCUAGAUAUAAUCAAGUCUUUUCUACGCUUCUUGCUUGUUUUUCUAAAUAAAAAGUUAUCUAUGAAUCCAAAAUAUUAAUCGCAUUUAUUACUAACAAUAUUUUAUUUUA
This is a messenger RNA of Drosophila takahashii, 2552 nucleotides long. NCBI's taxonomy places the organism in Eukaryota, Metazoa, Arthropoda, Insecta, Diptera, Drosophilidae. The record is from RefSeq and is a predicted model, not a curated record.